CUAGGCUGUGUGCAUCUCCAUUAUUCCUACAUGCUCAUGGACUGUGUCAUUUAAAGACCUCGGGUGGAGCUGUCGUCCUGACCAAUAGGAGCAUCACAGCCACAUAAUCAGAAAGAGAGAAAGGGGAGCUCUCGCUGCACUUGGCAGGCAAAAAAAAAAAAAAAAGAAGAAGAAAGCUUUCAGUGCGAGGAUAACACUGAACUAUUUGUCGGAGUCGGACUCCAUUGGACCUUUUCCGUCCCCCCUCCCCAUCCCCGCUGAGACUUCUGGACUACUCCUCUCGGGUCCUCUCCUCACUUUCUUUGGAUUUAUCGCCGCAGAAAGGCGCGCUUCUCCUUUUUGGAAACAUGCUGGUCGGACGCAAACCGUGCUGGAGGCAAUUGCAGGCUUCUUUUUUCCGACUGCUGUGUCUUAUCCCGACAGGAUUCCCCGUCCGCAGUGUGGAUAUGCAGCGGGCCACCGACAACAUCACGGUCCGCCAGGGCGACACGGCCGUCAUAAGGUGUUACGUUGAUGACAAAUUCUCCAAGGUUGCCUGGCUCAAUCGAUCAAACAUCAUCUUUGCCGGCCAGGAUAAGUGGUCUCUGGACCCCAGGGUCGAUCUGAUUACCAAAGGACAGCUUGAGUACAGCCUACGCAUACAAAAGGUGGAUGUUUACGAUGAAGGGUCAUAUACCUGCUCCAUACAGACUAAGCAGCAACCCAAGCCCUCGAUGGUCUACCUCAUUGUACAAGUUCCAGCCAACAUCUACAAGAUGUCAGAAGACAUGACGGUAAAUGAGGGCAGCAAUGUCACACUCAGCUGCUUGGCCAGCGGCAGGCCGGACCCUCUAAUCACCUGGCGGCUGCUCAACCCCUCAGAGCCACUGGAUGGAGAGGAGUACCUGGACAUCAUCGGUAUAAUGCGAAACCAAGCAGGCCGCUACGAAUGCAAGGCCAGCAAUGACGUCGCCACGCCUGAUGUCAAAUAUGUCAACGUGAUCGUCAACUACCCUCCAACAUUAAAGAAAAUCCAGAGCUCGGAGGCCCAGAUUGGCCGCAUGGGGUCGCUGCUGUGCGAAGCCACCGCUGUGCCCACACCAGAAUUCGAAUGGUACAGGGACGACAAAAGACUGUCCAGUUCCCAGAACAUCAAUAUUCAAGUUCUUGGCACUAGUACUAUUCUCAUGAUUCCAAGUGUCACUGAAGAGGAUUAUGGGAAAUAUACCUGUGUGGCCUCAAACCGACUGGGUGUCCAGAACGCCAGCCUCUUCCUCUAUAGACCCGGAACAGGCCGCGAUAUCAACGGCUCUGCCUGCGUCUCUCAAUCACUGUGGCUGUUCCUGGCCUGCUUUGCCUGCCUUCUCUUCAAGUGUUAAUACUUCUCCUUGUCUCCUCCUCCUCUUUCCUUCCACUCGGCCUUUCAACCUUUCCUUCCUUGUGCUCUCCUCCUACUCACCAACAUCCUUAUCGCUACCUGAUCACCGACCUUACAGCCCCCAGACUGUUUGCAUUAUUACAAAAAACCUUAUGUGCUGUCAAACACUGCUUAAAGAUAUUAUGUGUCGGGUCAUGAGUAAAACGCUAUAGAAGCAAGAAGAAGAAAAAAAAAACGAUAUGAAGGACAGAACAAGCAAACAGUGCUCUUUAAAAAAAAAAAAAAAUGUGUUGCUCUUUUUAAUAUGUAUGCACUUCUUUGUUUCUGCUAUAUAUCUUGUCUGUGAGGUCUGGGUGAGGUUUAGGGUUUGUUGUACUUCUAUGUCUUAUGGAAUUGAACACAAAGGUGCCCCACUUAGGAGGAUGCCAACAAUCAUUUGUCUUUAGAAAAUUCCCAGAGCUGCGUUAUUAGAAAUUAAAUAUAAUAUUUUAUCGCUAUCCAGUGCGUUAUUGAGGUGCAAGAAUCUGCCAAAUAUAACACGAAGAGAAAGUCAAAGUAGGAUGAAAUUGUUUCUGGAUGCAGCAUUCAUGUUUUCAUAUGGAGCUCAAGUAGAUACGGACAACAAAAAAUAUAAUUCCCUUUUUUUUCUGCACCAGGUCUUUAACGAUUGUGCACAUUAUUCUCAUGGCAAAUAAAAACUAGGUCUAUUAGGAGUCUCACAGAUGGGUCACAUGUUAGGUCAAAAAGAACUUAGGCGGUACCUCGUUUGUUUUUGUUUAUUUAGCAAUCUCUUCCGAAAGGUCAGGCAAUAACCGAAGCGGUUGUUGCCAGAAGAAAUCAUCCAGACACCCACAAAUAUGAUCAGAAAAGACACGGUUUGUUAGGCGCAGUGUUUUCAUCCAAGACCGAAUUAUAGGAAAAGUAGGGUAUACGAAAACCCAAGGUACCACUGUAUCGUCCUUUUUUCUACUUUUUUCGGCUAUUCGUUUUGGUGCCUGAAAUGUUUUUGAAAAAGCCCAUGUUGUCGUUUCUGUCAGUGCUGAAAAUGGUGAUGUGUGUUAAAGUGGGUUAAGGGUCUUUCACAACCCAAACAACAAAGGUGCUGAUCAAGAUAAUGAGCUUCUUUGGCAAAGUUCCUGUACUGCACCAUCAGCGAUGCUUUAGUUACAUACCGUAUUUUUUGGACUAUAAGUCGCUCCGGAGUAUACGUCGCACCGGCCGAAAAUGCACAAUAAAGAAGAAAAAAAACAUAUAUACGUCGCACUGGAGUAUAAGUCGCACUUUUGGGGAAAUCUAUUUGAUAAAACCCAACACCAAGAAUAGACAUCAGAAAGGCAAUUUAAAAUAAAGAAUAGUGAACAACAGGCUGAAUAAGUGUACGUUAUAUGAGGCAUAAAUAACCAACUGAGAACGUGCCUGGUAUGUUAACGUAACAUAUUAUGGUAAGAGUCAUUCAAAUAACUAUAACAUAUAGAACAUGCUAUACGUUUACCAAACAAUCUUUCACUCCAGAUCGCUAAAUAACAUGCAAUCUUUCUCCUCUGUGUCGCUCCUGGUAUGCCCCGCCAGCGUCCAUUCUUUCUGCUGCUCGAUCGCCGUUUUCUGCUGCAUAUUUCACUACAUCCAGCUUGUAAUCUGCAGUUCAUGAUUUCCUUUUUGGUGCCGUUUUAGUUCAGUCCUUCUUAGUUUUUAUAAGUUAGCGCCAACAUUGAUUUGAUCCAUUUUAAUAGCUCCGGCAGUAGCGUAUAGCAUAUAGCAGUUAGCAUUCCAAAACCCACAAUGCACUUCUGCCAUGACCCGCCCCCGCCGAAUUCUUAUUGGUUGCCGUGUGAGUGACGAUUGCUGACGUGUGUGUGACGAUGGCUGCCGUUUGCUUUGUCGCUCACGCGAAUGAGAUAAAUAAUAUUAUUUGAUAUUUUACGGUAAUAUGUUAAUAAUUUCACACAUAAGUCGCUCCGGAGUAUACGUCGCACCCACGGCCAAACUAUGAAAAAAACUGCGACUUAUAUUCCGAAAAAUACGGUACUCUAAGGCCCCUUCUACACUAAGCCGGCUAUGGUUAUCCAGGGUAAAUCCCACCCAACCUUAUCCGUGUCCACACACACACAAUGGUCGUUUAAGACCCCCUCCCCCCUCCGUCCGCCAGCGCAACGCGACCUAAUACUCAUGCGCGGAAAAUGCGCACAUCAUAGUCACCUCCAGUGUUGCUUUGUGUGCAAGUUCUUAAAUUAAAUGUAACUUAUCUGAACAAUAUCCAGUGUUGUGGUAUUUCAAUUAACUGAAAUCCAGUGUGCUGUGGGGCCCUAUUGUAGUGAAUCACACCUGAGACAUCAUAAAUUAAUCAAAUCUUUAUUAGACACGUGAAAGUAAACAAUGUGAUAAAGAACAUUUUACAUCAUUCAAUCUAGGGAUCUAGAUAUCUGGUUUGGACACUCCUCACUCUUUUGCCUUCACCUUCAUUGUCCAUUCGUUUUUGGUGACUUUAUAUACUCUGGACCUAGACGUUGAGUCCGCGACAUACAUGGCGGACAAUAACUGAUACGGUCUGCUUUGCCAGUCCAAAUGCAUUCGAUGUUUUCCGUAGUCUUCCCUCGACGGCUAGGUAAUACAAAGCACACGCUACCUUUUUUAUCACAUCCACGGGAGCCCGCAUUCUCGUUGACUCUCCUCCGACAAAUGGACAAAGUUUUUCGGUAAGUAGAAUCACAGCUGACCUGGACAUUCGAAAGUUCUCUUGCCGUCUGAGAUGUGUUGUAUCCAAAAUAGCUGCAAUCGCGCGUUUUCUUCUCUUAAGGUAUCCAUGCGUGUGUGACAGACUCCAGCUGUCGUGCGGGUUCCAUGGACCACCAAGGACUGACAUGACUGCGAGCAGGGUUGACUUUGUUUAUUUUGCAAAAAUACUCAGUCUCAGGUCGGGUCGCUUUUAAGCUCCUUCCUUCUCCACUGCUCGCUCUUCGGUCCGCUUUUCAGCCGGCCGCGUCUUCGUCUGCCUCUUGCUCUCUGUCUCUUGCGCGCUGCAUGUGCUGCUGGCUCUCCAACUCCUUCUGCCGCCUCGUCGUUCUCGGCUGCCGCCCUUUUACACACUUGGAGGAGACUAUAUAAUUGUGCCCAGGUGGGCGAUCCACGCACCUGAUACUUGUUACGGCGUCGAUCCCGACGCGCCCCGCCUUGCCGCUGGCCCGCCGGCCACGCCUCCUCGCCGCCAUCUUGGAGUCGGCCCCGGCGUGCCCUGCCUCGCUGUCGGUCUGCCGGCCACGCCUCCCCACAGUGUGAUAUCCACAAGAAGAAUGACAAACACGGGCAUGUCUGGAUGACUCGCCUCCAUCUUUCCAGUGAUUAGUUUGGGUUGUUAUGAAGCUGGCUCUGGCGCAUUCUUUCUGACGUCACUUCCUGUGUGGGGCGCAGUCUUUCUGACUUCACUUCCUCCCCGAACUCAGUUUGUAAACGAUCAAUGAGUCCAUACAAAGUUAAGAGCAAUACACAGCGCACUUACCCGUGUAAAAAAUUAUCCAAGGAGGGGGGCCUUAAACGAUGGUUUAGUGUGGCUGAAACGGGGCUUAGGCUAAAUAAUUAUUCGUUUAAGGAGUUAUCCUGCUUAGUAUAGACAUAGCCUAAGUCAAAUUAUAAACCCACUUAAGUAACUUUUGUUGGUUUACCCCCUGACCAGACAUGAACAGCAUGUUCUAACAGAGAGAGACAUAAUAUCAUCAACAAAUCAAUUAAAUAUAUGAAAUUAAAGAUUUAUAUAUGCAGUAUUAACGUGUAUUUGAUUGAGUGAACUAAGGCUGAAUUCCCCCUAACGUUUUGUCUUCGUCCUUUGUCCUCUGUUUUGCGUGUUUACGUCGGGCAAUUAGUGUUUUAAGGUUAAGAACUAAGUGUGCAUAGCUGGGUCCCUACCACAUUUGCAACCAAGUCUUAUGAAAAGAAAGCUGAACCGAAAGCACAUACUGUAAAUGUAAGUAAUUAAACUGUAUUGAUUUUUAUUGUUAUUUUUAUUGUUUUAAAAUAUUUUGUAGCUUAAAAAUUAUUAUUAUUUUUUUUAUUAUUUUAAUUAUAAUUAUCGCAAUAUAUAAUCGCAAUUAUAUUAAUAAUUAUUUUAAUUGCUCGUAAUACAAGUAGUGUUGUCCCGAUACCGAUAUUUUGGUACCGGUACCAAAAUGUAUUUCGAUACUUUUCUAAAUAAAGGGGACCACAAAAAAUUGCAUUUUUGGUUGUAUUUUAACAAAAAAUCUUACAGUACAUUAAACAUAUGUUUCUGAUUGCAAGUUUGUCUUUAAAUAAAAUAGUGAACACACAAGACAACGUAAGCAAACAAAGUCUCCUAAUUAGUCUGCUGACAUGCAGUAACAUAUUGUGUCAUUUUCCAUUCUA
This is a messenger RNA of Entelurus aequoreus (snake pipefish), 5728 nucleotides long. RefSeq names its product limbic system associated membrane protein (gene lsamp). The transcript has 8 exons. Lineage: Eukaryota; Metazoa; Chordata; Actinopteri; Syngnathiformes; Syngnathidae. The record is from RefSeq and is a predicted model, not a curated record. Gene Ontology annotation, cellular component: neuron projection. Bases 348 to 1358 code for a protein of 336 amino acids.